Messenger RNA from Apaloderma vittatum (bar-tailed trogon), 2283 nucleotides. RefSeq names its product intersectin-2-like. NCBI's taxonomy places the organism in Eukaryota, Metazoa, Chordata, Aves, Trogoniformes, Trogonidae. The annotation marks the transcript as partial. Gene Ontology annotation, cellular component: presynaptic membrane; cytoplasm; intracellular vesicle. Gene Ontology annotation, molecular function: calcium ion binding; molecular adaptor activity; protein binding. Gene Ontology annotation, biological process: clathrin-dependent synaptic vesicle endocytosis; endosomal transport. The record is from RefSeq and is a predicted model, not a curated record. The transcript is spliced from 15 exons.
AUGGGUAGUAUGCCAAAUCUGUCCAUGCCAACAUCUGUGUCUACGAUCACACCGUUAGCUCCCAUGCCUCUGACCUCCAUGACUUCCAUUCCCCCUCUGGUUAUCGCUGCUCCCCUGGUGCCUUCUGUCAGUACCUCCUCGUUGCCAAACGGAACAGCCAGCCUUCUGCAGCCUUUGUCUGUACCGUUCUCUUCGACGCUGCCUCAUACUGGUUCUUUAGGUCCCAUGACAGGAGGGUUUGGUGGUACUAGUAUGCAGAAGGCACAAUCACUGAUCGAUUUAGGAUCUAGCAGUUCAAAUUCUUCCUCUAGUGCUUCACUAGCUGGGAAUUCACCAAAGAUUGUAUCCACAGACUGGGCAGUUCCUCAGGCCUCCAGAUUAAAAUACAGACAGAAAUUUAACAGUCUUGACAAAAGUAUGAGUGGAUAUUUAUCAGGAUUUCAAGCAAGGAAUGCCCUUCUCCAAUCAAACCUUUCACAGACUCAGCUGGCUACAAUUUGGUCGUUGGCCGAUAUAGAUGGAGAUGGGCAGCUGAAAGCUGACGAGUUUGUGUUAGCCAUGCACCUAACUGAUAUGGCCAAAGCCGGACAGCCUCUGCCACUCACUCUGCCUCUUGAACUGGUGCCACCUUCUUUCAGGAGUGGAAAAUGUACUGAAAAUAUUAAUGGAACUCUGCCAUCUUAUCAGCCUGUGCAAGAGGAGGAGCCACAGAAAAAACAGCCAGUGACAUUUGAGGACAAAAGGAAAGCCAACUAUGAGAGGGGAAAUAUGGAGCUGGAAAAACGCCGUCAGGUCCUGUUGGAGCAGCAGCAGCGAGAGGCUGAACGGAAGGCUCAGAAAGAAAGAGAAGAACAAGAGCGAAGAGAGAGAGAACGUCAGGAACAGGAGCGGAAAAGACAACUUGAGAUGGAAAGGCAGCUGGAGAGACAGCGAGAGUUGGAAAGACAAAGGGAAGAAGAAAGGAGGAAAGAAAUAGAAAGACGGGAGGCAGCAAAGCAAGAACUUGAGCGUCAGCGACGGUUGGAAUGGGAGAGGAUUCGUCGCCAAGAACUUCUUAACCAACGUAACAGGGAGCAAGAAGAAAUUGUCAAGUUGACCUCCAAAAAGAAGAGCCUUAAUCUUGAAUUAGAAGCCCUGACGGACAAACAUCAGCAAAUCUCAGGCAGAUUGCAAGAUAUUCGAAGCAAAAAGCAAAUUCGAAAAAACGAACUGGAAGCUUUAGAUAGGAAGUAUGACCAAGCAAUUAUGGAAGUCAAGCAACUACAGCAACAGCUUCAGGAGCAUCAGAAUAAACUGAUCUAUUUAGUUCCUGAAAAGCAGUUGUUAAGUGAAAGAAUUAAAAACGCUGAACUUGAAAACACUCAGAGUCCGGGAAUCAGCUCAGUGCACAAGAGGUCCCUAGAAAAAGAAGAAUUAUGCCAAAGACUUAAGGAACAAUUAGAUGCCCUGGAGAAAGAAACUGCUUCUAAACUUGCUGAAAUGGAUGCAUUUAACAGUCAGCUUAAGCGUGAGAAUAUGGAUGAUUCUGUCCUUCAGUGCCUUUUGUCUCUGCUAAGCUGUCUCAACAACCUCUUCCUCUUACUUAAGGACCUGAGAGAAAGUUACAGUACGCAGCAGUUAGCUUUGGAACAGCUCCACAGGAUCAAACAGGACAAAAUAAGAGAGGUAGAAAAAAGAAGAGCUGAACUUGCACAGAAGAAGCGCCUGGAAGAUGAGGCUGCAAGAAAAGCAAAAAGGGAGAAGGAGAGCCGAUGGCAGGAAAAUAUCCGAAGGGAAGAGGAAGAGAAAAAGAAACGACUGGAGGAAGAACGAAUGCAGGAAAAAGUUCAAGAAAAGCUGAAAGCUGAAGAAGCUCUGAUGAGAGAAAGGGAAAACAAACAACAGCUUCAUGCAGAGGAGGAGAAAAUUAGGCCAGCCAUGAUAUUGAGGGAGACAGAACAACAAAGGCAGAGGCAACUGGAAGAAGAUAAAAGAAAGCAAGAACAAAUUGCAAGAGAAGCUGAAGAGAGGCAUAAGCAGAAUGAAGAAAUAAAGAAGUUAAAAGAAGCGACCAAUUCUCAAGAGGUGGAGAAACACACUUCCAUAUUAAACAUAAAUGAGAAGCUUGCAGAUCUGUUGAAACCAACAGAGGGUAAAAGUCUUAAGCCACCCUGGAAAAAUGAAGGUAAUCUUAGUCUUGCAGAGUCUAGGAAUUCAGUUGCCUUGGUAAAUUACAGAGCUUUAUAUCCAUUUGAAGCAAGGAAUCAUGAUGAGAUGAGCUUUAAUACCGGGGAUAUAAUUCAG